CAGGAAGUCCCCGCUCUCGGGGUCUAAAAACGAUACACUCUCUACUUAAUAGGCGGCGGGUCCUACCAAGCUUGGCAGAUAUAUGACGCUGCGUACACCACCACCCUUCUUGGGCGCCUGUGUGGAACGGCCUUGGUUGCCUUCAGUUAGUUCCAUGCCCACAGUUGGAAGGCAACGCUGCUGUGCGUGUGACAGUCAUCAAACAUGCGCGUGAUUGCAUCUCUUUUGUUCCUGGCUACGGUAUUCAAUUCCUUCCAAGCUCCCAUGAUUUCUCGAGGUCGGCAGUUAAUCUCACAAUAGAGCGCAAAGAAAAAUAAGUAUGUCAGUGGAGGACUGGAAGUAUUUCUCCUUCGGGCAAGGUUGAAAGAUCGCAUGACUUAUGUCCUUCUUUUUUUCGCAUCCGCGUUUGCGAUUCUGGAGAAGAAAUAAUUCUGCACCUCAUCCA
Molecule: messenger RNA, 445 nt
Organism: Nannochloropsis gaditana CCMP526
Exons: 3
Coding region: 83-214 (43 amino acids)
Source: RefSeq, a predicted model, not a curated record